AGGAUCUUUGUUUUUUUCGUUUAAUUUUCGUAAUCGUAAUUCGAAGUAGCGGUUGAAAGUAUAAUUUACAAUAAAACUAAAAGCUCUCUAAACAUUGUAAAAAGUCGAGAUGUCCUAAGGUGACUUUGAUUUUGGCUAGAACGGAAGAAAGGAAAUUGGUUAAAAACACGGCGCGGCAUGUCGCUUAGCUUCCAGCACGGUAGACUAAUAAGUGACCUUGUGACGAGGAAAAUGACAUCUCUCGGUGGCGUCGUUGCUAAUGCGAUAAAAACAAAAUUGGAGACUGCUUUACAAACAAAGCAUUUAGAGGUGAUAAAUGAGUCAUAUAUGCACAAUGUACCCAAGGGCGCCGAAACUCAUUUCAAGGUCGUCGUUGUUUCAGAUAAAUUCGAUGGGUUACCAUUGAUUAAGAGACACCGAUUGGUAAAUGACAUAUUACAAGAAGAACUGCGCUCCGGAGUACAUGCAUUAUCAAUAGUGGCCAAAACCCCACAGCAGUGGGAUGUAAGUGAUAAAGUUAUAGAGAGUAGCCCAAACUGUAGAGGUGGAUUUGGAAAGUGAUCUAGAUAUAAUUAUAGUUAUAAUUAUGGACCUUACGUAUAACCUUAAACCUUAGAAUUUGUAAAUAAAGACUUGUGGUCAAAUCAAAACAGUAGUUAAAUAAAAUCCCUUAUAGUACAAGAAACAUAUCUCUUAAGUUAAAUUUAAAAAUUGAUUAGUCUAAUGGCUCUGGCAUUGCAUCAGUGAAAAGCACAAAUACAAUCUUAUAUUUGUUAUAUCAAUAAAUUGUUUAUAACAAUAUUUGUUAGUUAUCUAGGGAAAAUUCAGUUUUGGAUCUUCCAAAUUGAUCUUUUAUUUAUGACUGGCUGUUCUUCCAAAUUGUACUUUUUUAGGACUUUUAUGUUAUGCCAAUGUUUGUUUAUUAUGGCAAGUGGAUAUCAGAUGUUGAAAAUUGUUUUAAUUGUAUUAUUAGGGUCUUAAAAAUAAGACUAAAGAGGUGUUAUGUUAACUACUACAGUUAAUAAUUUUUCCAAUUGAAACAUUGUAACACUGAUUAUAUACGUUUCUGUAGUUAAAUUGUAAUCAUAUGACUGAAUAACACCAAAAUCUUUGGUUUAGUAUUUUGCACCACCUACUUGUAUUCUGCCAUACAUUUUUCAUAUCCAAAAAUAUAAAAAAACAACACA
Pieris rapae (cabbage white) is the source of this 1187-nucleotide messenger RNA. RefSeq names its product putative bolA-like protein K11H12.1. The record is from RefSeq and is a predicted model, not a curated record. Lineage: Eukaryota; Metazoa; Arthropoda; Insecta; Lepidoptera; Pieridae. The transcript is spliced from 3 exons. Bases 178 to 561 code for a protein of 127 amino acids. Gene Ontology annotation, cellular component: mitochondrion.